CCGGUUCGUCGGAAAACACUUCACAUGUGCCUAAAACAUAUAUGGACCUGAAGGAAUCUCAGUAUAAUGAGAUUGGUGAAAAUGUAUAUGACAAAAUUGAAACGGAACUUCCUUUGGAAAACAAAAACGUUUAUGAACAAUUGGUAGCUGAUAUUUCACUAAAUGAAAUUGGAUUUGUUAUAAUUGACAAGGGAAAGGACAACGCUGAUGGAUUUAAAAAAGAACUUGCUUCCCUUACUCGUGAUGAACAAUUUCCAUGCGACACAGGAAAGCUGUCUGUGAAUUCUGAAAAGAACAGAUUUCAUUCUUCUCUUCCAUACGAUCACUCAAGAGUUAUACUCAGACGGAAUGUAGGAACAAGUGAUGAUUAUAUCAACGCUAAUUACAUUAGUGGCGCCGAGCGGAAAAAUGAGUACAUUGCUACACAAGGACCCUUGAAAACAACAAUAGUCGAGUUUUGGGAGAUGGUGUGUCAGGAUCAAAUACAGCAGAUAAUUAUGUUGACAAACCUUACAGAACAAGGAAAGGUAAAAUGUUGCCAGUACUGGCCAAUGGAUGGCAUGACAGAUAUUUAUGGAACAGUUUCUGUCAAAUCUAUUGAAGAAAAAUCGUUUGCUUCCUUUACAAAGAGGAAAUUAGAAGUAUCUCAGAGAGGGAUAAAAACAUAUGAGCUGACACAAUAUCACUUUACCACGUGGCCUGAUCACGGGACUCCAGAUCCACUGUGUUUAGUCAUAUUCCAUCACCACGUAAUGCAUGAAAACAUCAAUAAUGGAACAUCGCCUAUUUUAGUUCAUUGCAGCACAGGAACUGGUCGAACUGGCGCAUUCAUCGCUCUGGACUAUCUGUACAAAACCGGGAAAAUAUCUGGUAGAGUUAAUGUUGCAGAGUAUGUAAAGACGAUGAGGAAAAACAGAAUGAACAUGAUAGAAAAUUAUAGACAGUAUCAAGCGGUCUUUCUUGCUUUACACGAAGCCUUUAAAGCUGAACCUGUAUUGCAAACAAAAGAGGAAUUCUUAGAUACGGUUUCACCAAUGCUGAAGAAGGCGACUACAACAUCUUCUUAUUUUAAAAGGGAAUUCGAGCUUUUAAAGAGGAUAUGCCAAGUGUACGCCGAUGAAGACUCUAAACAAGGUAAGUCAAUGCAGGAUGCAGUUUUACCCCUGGACAAACACAAACUUUAUCGACCAUCAAACGUUCCUAGAAGAGGGAGUUUUGUAAAAGCUGUAGUUGCGUCAACACAUACAGUGGAGAAUGGUUUCAUAAUAACACAGUAUCCGCCACUAGAAAAAGCUGUUGAUUUUCUUCGACUUUUAAUAGACCAUGAGUGUAGUACAAUCAUUUGCCUUGAUCCACUACACAUACUUGAUUCGACUAAAUCUUGGAUGCCAUCACUUUCAUCUGAAAAGAUAGUGCCUCCAUACAGAGUGGUCUGCAGUUCCUGCAAAGAAACCGACCUGAAGCUAUCAACAAUAUCAAUACAGAAAGAUAAGGGACAACCUUUCAAUGUUCUGGUUGCUGAGCCAAAGUCAGUCUUGGGUUCGAGAACUCAAAACGAUACAUCAACUCUCUGUGGCUUGGCCUCAUUUGCUCUUAGUCGUCCGAGUAACACCACAAUAGCUGUUGUCAGCAGAGAUGGUGCUUCACUAUGCGGUGUCUUCUGUGCUGUGUUUAACUCCAUACAACAAAUCACUAUGGAUGACAACAUUGACGUGUUUACAACAGUUCGUCUACUAAUGAACAGAAGACCAGAGCUGUGUUCAACAGAGGAUGAGUAUAGAAUGACUUAUCAGACCAUAUACGAUUACUUACAAAGGCCGUCACAGAAUGUGUACUGUAACCAAUGAAGACCAGGUCUUGAUUCAAAUAUGAAGGUUGAAGAUGACAAUGAUGAUAAGAUUUAUACUAUUUCAGAACUAAUAUCUUUACUUUGAGUUAAUUAUAGAUACUAUUUAGACAAUGAUAUAGACUAUUCGUUGUACAAUGAUAGAACUUG
Magallana angulata is the source of this 1996-nucleotide messenger RNA. RefSeq names its product receptor-type tyrosine-protein phosphatase kappa-like. The record is from RefSeq and is a predicted model, not a curated record. Gene Ontology annotation, molecular function: protein tyrosine phosphatase activity. Gene Ontology annotation, biological process: protein dephosphorylation. The transcript has 16 exons. Bases 42 to 1847 code for a protein of 601 amino acids. NCBI's taxonomy places the organism in Eukaryota, Metazoa, Mollusca, Bivalvia, Ostreida, Ostreidae.